AUGGGCCAUGGCAAGCGGCCAAGGGACCUGGAUGAGGCAAUGCCUCCCCCGAGGCCCAAACAGUCUAAGAUUGAUUCUUUCUUUCUUAACUGUAGCAGAAAUAACAAGGAAGAUAGCUACACGGUUGAAACUCACAAUCGUUUUAAUCCUUUAAUUGACCUCGUACCCGAGAUAGAAGUGGAGGGGGUGAACUCGAAGGCAACGAAUAAUGCUAAUGAUAAUGACAAAGAAGUGAGAGUCACCUCGAAGGGGGAGUCCGAGCUGGCCCUGGGCGAUGGUUUGGGAUUCGAGCAUUUCCAAUUAAUAACCAGGACCCUGCGCUGCAUCUUUAAGAGCAUAAAUGGGAUCUCCAUGCAGGUGAAUAAUCUCCACCAAAAGCUUGAGGCCCAUUUGCUGGAGCUGCAGCACAACCUCACUCUGCCUCCGAGGGAUUUAAAGAGACAGUGGUGUACCUCCCCUGUUAGACAUGAAAGUGGUACUGGUGUUCAUCUCCUAAAAUCUCAACUGGACUUUCAAUCUCUGAUCUUACAACCAAACAAAAUAUGUCUAACUAUACGCAGCAGUGACCCCAGGUCCCCAAGGUGGAUUAACCCGAGAGAGGUCAAAAGAUCAUCUAAGGCAACUCCUUCAGAUUAGGCCUCCGCUAAUAGAUCUCAGUACAGUGAAACUUUUAUACUACCACCAUCGGUUCCAAAAGUACUGCUCUCCUUCCAGUCACCAAAAAUUCCCUCCAUACUGGUUAGGCGCAAAGCGUUAUUGGCCACCUGGGGCAUCUUCCCAACGAGAGUCUUUAAUGACACCAGGACUAAACCUCUUUUCCGUAGCAUCGUACAAAAAGGUAUCCGCUCGCCAGACAGGCGCGACAUAGUCUUGAAACUCAAGCUGUCCACCCAGGAACCUCACCCUCCCUCUCAGCCCAAGCUUCCUGGUUUAUCUACUCCAGCAACAGAGAAGCAUGACCAAAGCGGACCCAGUCAUCUGGCUUCCUCAGAGGAGAGGGACCUUAUUUCAUCCUAUGGCGAGUUGCCAUUAGUAGAACAGCAGGAAGUUAUAAACAGGCUUGAUACACUCAAGCAGCAACUUACACAUGUACUUCAAGAAAAUCUCCUCAAAACCUGGUCAUAG
Messenger RNA from Podarcis lilfordi (Lilford's wall lizard), 1125 nucleotides. NCBI's taxonomy places the organism in Eukaryota, Metazoa, Chordata, Lepidosauria, Squamata, Lacertidae. The record is from the annotation of a GenBank genome assembly.